AUGGGUUAUGAUAGUGACUACUUGGAUUCUUCAGAUCCAGGUAGCUAUGAAGACAAAAGUGGGGAGUCUGAGGUAGAUGAUGCCAAGAGGUAUAAGGCAAGUAAUAAUUGUUAUUGUCCUAAUACCCAAUUGGAAGACUUCUACUUAGACUUGAGGUUUGACGAUCUGAAAUCAUUUAAACAUGAGCUUGUCCAAUUUUCCAUUAGAAAAGGGUUUGCUUUUCAGUAUGUGAAGAAUGAUGGGACAAGGGUUAGGGAAAAAUGUGCUGCAAAAGGAUGCAAAUGGCUGGUUUUUUGUUCAUGGUGUAGUGGAAAAAAGAUGCAUGUAUUGAAGAAGUAUAUUGCAGAACAUUCAUGCCUAGUAGGGACUUCUAAGAAUAGGAGGGUAACAGGAAAAGUUAUUGCAAACAGAUUCUUUGAUGUCAUAAAUGGCAUGCCGUUUAUAAAACCUAGGCACUUGAAGGCCAUGGUGAGAAAAGAGCUGGGAGUGUUCAUCUCUGAUAAGGUUUGUAGAAAUGCAAAGGCAAUUGUUCUGCGGAAAUUGAAGAAGCAAUUCAAGGAGGACUUUUUGGUGUUAAAUAGUUAUGUUCUGGAAUUAAAAGAAGCCAAUCCUGAGAGUACUGUAACUGUUGUAUCCAAAAGACAAGAAGGAUUACAAUAUCCUAUUUUCCAGAGGAUUUAUAUUUGCCUGAUACCAAUUAGAGAAGGUUUUAUGGCUGGUUGUAGAAAUAUCAUAGGCUUAGAUGGGUGUUUUUUAAAAGGAUUGGUGAAGGGGAUGAUACUAAUGGUAGUGGGGAGAGAUGGCAACAACCAGAUGUUCCCAGUGGCAUGGGCUGUUGUUGAGAAUGAGACAACUGAGAGUUGGGUCUGGUUUAUUCAGCAUCUAAGUUCCGAUCUACGACUUGGGGAUGGCCUUGGCUGGUCAACAAACAAGGUUGACAUGCUCAUGCACUUAGAUAGAAUGAGAGGCCUGAAGAGGGGGACAAGUGUUGUAGAGGAUUUAUUGGAGAAUUGGCCCAUUGAAGGCUGGUGUUGUGCAUUCUUUAAUGAUGUGCUCAAAUGUGAAGUCAUCGACAACAAUAUGUGCGAGACUUUCAAUGGAGUUAUACUUGAAGCUAGGCACAAGGCAAUUAUCACAAUGUUUGAGGACAUUAGACAGUAUUGCAUAACAAGAAUAGUUGUCAAAAGAGAAAACACUGGCAAAUGGAAAAGUAGUUGUGGCCCUAGGAUUUGUGCAAGGAUUGAAAAAGAAAGGGCAAAAAGUGGAAAAUGGCAGGUAGAGUGA
Dioscorea cayenensis subsp. rotundata (Guinea yam) is the source of this 1284-nucleotide messenger RNA. RefSeq lists its product as uncharacterized. The record is from RefSeq and is a predicted model, not a curated record. Bases 1 to 1284 code for a protein of 427 amino acids. The transcript is spliced from 2 exons. NCBI's taxonomy places the organism in Eukaryota, Viridiplantae, Streptophyta, Magnoliopsida, Dioscoreales, Dioscoreaceae.